This is a messenger RNA of Vanessa atalanta (red admiral), 3392 nucleotides long. It is a transcript of the gene ALiX, whose product is annotated as programmed cell death 6-interacting protein. Gene Ontology annotation, cellular component: endosome. The record is from RefSeq and is a predicted model, not a curated record. The coding region runs from base 38 to 2533 and encodes 831 amino acids. Lineage: Eukaryota; Metazoa; Arthropoda; Insecta; Lepidoptera; Nymphalidae. Gene Ontology annotation, molecular function: protein binding. The transcript has 14 exons. Gene Ontology annotation, biological process: mitotic cytokinesis.
UUAGACAAGUUCGUACUUCGUUAAGUCAUUUGCAGAAAUGGCUGAUCUGUUGUCCGUUCCGUUUAAGAAAUCAUCUGAUGUUGAUAUAGUUAAGCCGCUGAAAAACUUAAUUCAGUCUACAUAUAACACUAGCGAAACCAAUGACGACUAUAGUGAUGCAAUCAAUGAGCUUAGCCGACUUAGAACCAACGCUAUUUGGAAAGUGUUCGAGAAAUCGUCAUUAGACGUUAUUUACAGCUAUUAUGACCAACUCGUGUCUCUGGAAAGUAAAAUUCCGCCACAGGAGGUGCAGAUUCCUUUUAAGUGGAAAGAUGCAUUUGAUAAAGGAUCUUUGUUUGGAGGACGGAUGAGCCUGACUAUAAGUUCUUUAGCGUACGAGAGGAUGUGUAUUUUGUUCAAUAUGGCGGCUAUGCAGAGUGCAAUUGCGGCCCAACAGCCACUCGACACAGAAGAAUCUCUAAAAUUGGCAGCCAAGUUACUGCAGCAAUCUGCGGGAAUAUUCACGUAUCUGAAAGGCAACAUCAUGAUGGCAGUGCAUCAGGAGACAACUCCCGACCUCAACCCCGAGACCCUCAAUGCGCUGUCGCAAUUGAUGCUGGCUCAGGCACAGGAAGUCAUAGUCUACAAAUGCAUCAAAGAUGAGAUGAAGGACAGCAUGGUGGCCAAGGUGUGCGCGCAGUGCGAGGAGCUCUACACGGACACGCUGCGCUCGCUGCAGAAGGACUCCUUGCGAACGCUCUGGGACCGCGACUGGAUCCCCAACAUCCAAGCGAAGCAGGCGAACUUCCGCGGGCUGACUCAGUACUUCCAGGCGCAGGUGUGUCGCGCCAGCAAGGCCGUCGGGGAGGAGAUCGCGCGCCUGACGCUGGCCGCGGAGCUGCUGCGCGGCGCGCGCGAGGGCAGCCCCGCGGCCGAGGCGGGCGUGCGCGCCGCGCGCCAGCUGGCGGCCGCCGUGCGCGACAACGACUUCAUCUACCACGAGCGCGUGCCCGACGCGCGCGCGCUCGAGCCCGUGGCGCGCGCGCCCGUGGCCGCCGCGCUGCCGCCGCAGCCGCGCUGGGCCGCCGUCCCCCGCGACCUGUUCGAGAAGCUGGUGCCGAUGGCGGUGCACCAGGCGCUGCAGGCGAGCUCGGCGCGGCGCUCCGACCUCGUCGGCGCCGAGAUCAACAAGCUGCGCGAGGCCACGCAGCUGCUCAACAGCAUUCUGGCGUCGCUGAACUUGCCGGCGUGCAUCGAGGUGGCCGCCAGCGCGGGUCUCCCGGAGUCCAUCCGCGAGAAGGCGGCCGCCGUGCGCGCCGCCGGCGGGCCCUCCGCCCUGCGGCGCCUCAUGGCCGACCUGCCCGACCUGCUGCAGCGCAACCGCGAGAUCCUCACCGAGGCGGAGCGCAUGCUGCGCGAGGAGGCGGAGGCGGACGCGGCGCUGCGCGCGCAGUUCGGCGCGCGCUGGACCCGCACGGAGUCGGAGAAGCUGACCGAGGCCUUCCGCGCGAACGCCUCCAAGUACGCGCAGAUCAUCGACAACGCCGUGCGCGCCGACUCCAUCGUGCAGCAGAAGUUCCGGCAGCACGAGGAGAACAUCGAGCUGCUGAGCCGCAGCGACGGCGAGAUCGACGCCGGCAUGCCCGACGCGCCCGCCGCCGCCGCCGGCGCCGCGCCCGACGCCGACGCGCUGCGCACGCUGCGCUCGCUCAUGCUCACCGUGGAGGAGGUGAAGGCGGAGCGCGACGCGAUCGAGUCCGAGCUGAAGAGCGCGACGGUGGACCUCCGCGAGAAGUUCCUGGCGGCGCUGGCGGAGGACGGCGCCGUGGACGAGCCCGCGCUGUCGGCCGGCGCGCUGGGCGCCGCGCUGGCGCCCCUGCAGCGCCGCGCGCAGGAGUCGCUGGCGCGCCAGGAGGCGCUGGCCGAGGCGCUGCAGCGCGCGCACGCCGCGCUCAUGGCGUCGCGGGGGGGCGCCAGCGGCCGCGACGAGGCGCUCGGCAAGCUGUGCGCCGCCUACGACGCGUACCAGGACCUCACGGGCAACCUCAAGGAGGGCGUCAAGUUCUACAACGAUCUCACGCAGUUGCUGCUAGCGUUCCAGAACAAGGUGUCUGACUUCUGCUUCGCGCGCAAGACGGAGAAGGACGAGCUGCUGAAGGACCUGACGCAGGAGGCGUCCCGCGCUCCGCCGCGCGUGGCUCCGGCGCCGCCGCAGCACCACGCCGUGGACGAGCCCGCCGCGGUGGCGAAGAAGGACCCUCCCCCCCGGCCGCCCCCUCCCGCGGCGCCCGGCGCGCCCGCCGCCGCGCUGCCGGCCGCGCUGCCGUACCCGGCGCAACCACAAGGCAUGCCGUUGCCGUACGGCGCCCCCGCGGCUCCCUACCCGAUGUACGCGCCAAUGCCUGCGCUUUACAACCCGUACGCGACGCUGCCCUACCCCCACCAUUCGCGCGCCCCACCUGCCGCGCCCUACCAGCCCUACCAGUACCCGCCGCCGCCCGCCGGAUACCCGCAGCCGCCACCAGCCGGAUACAAUCCCUACCAGCAGCAGUAGAUCCCCGCUGGGGGUGUUAGCAUUUACAUCACUCUUAUUUACAUAAAUCAUCUAUGCUUAUCUAAGGAAUAUUGCAUAUAUCUCAAGUGUUACGGAAAUUGGUGUUAUCAGCUUCUGACAUAAUUAUAGCAACUAAUGUAAGCAAUGUAUGCGUGUACUCACACCGUCAUUAUGUAGACUUUCGUUGCACUUGUAGUUGCCAAAUUCUUAGUAUACUUAUUCUACAGUAAGAGUAAAUAAACAAACUGUGAGGAGAGACAAACUGUAAAUGUAUAAAGAUCACAUAUGAGGUUGCAACAGAAGCAGGGUGCUUGUGUGCUACAGAUAAUAUCUUAUGUACCAACUGAGUCCUUAUUAUUUUGGUUGAAAUUUUGGUACAGGUAAUUUAAAAACAUAUAUUAGGUACUAACAAUAUGUAAUACAAAUAUAAUUUAAUUUAUUUUGUUGGUCAAGUUUCGUGCCUGCUCAUGAAGAUAAAGGUGUGUUGAUACUGUUGGAGUUUACUUGUUGUUAAAGCAUUUGACAAAAAGCUUCAAAAAUUAUCGUGAAAAUUUAAAAUUGUUAAGUUUAUACUAAUAUACUAUGUGAUAAAUCAUAUAUCUUAUAUUCUUAAAUUGAACCCAAAAUAUAAUAUUUUGUAAACAUUUAACAGAAGACUUGCUCGAUACAUCCAAUGGCAACAGAAGACUGAUAAAGAUUUGAUAUACAUAACGAGUAACAAAAUAGAUACAAAGCAUUUGAUGGAGAGUCAUAAGUUUCCAGAGAUUUUAAUAAGUUUAUAAUAGAGGUGCAUAAUCUUGUGACUGAGGUUGUUUCUAUUAUAUUUUAAUGUAAAACAAAUUAAUAAUCUCCAAAGUAU